CAUUCGAGGUAAGCACAGCGAACACCCACACCAACUUGAACGGGAGCAUUACCCAAAUCCACCGCAAUGGAAGACUCCAUGAUGUCUCCUCGAAGCCCUGCACUGUCAUGCAGUGUAUGCAAUAGCUUCCUCGAGGCUGUGACGCGCAUGAAAAUCUUCGAUAAUGAAGGCGAGCUUAUCGAAGGUGUCACGUCUCCGUCCUUCGAAUCUUUGCAGUUUCCACUUGGAACCCGAACACAGAUUCUCAAUGAGUCCGAGUGCAAAGAGCACCAGCCUCUCCUUGCAGCCUGCGUUCGCAACGGAGCCAGGGAAACCUUCUCUAGGCUGGAUCUGAGCAUAUAUCGAGGCAGGCUGAGCCUCGAUAUGGAGUAUCUUGAAGACGAUACUCCCUGGGUCAACCAGCCGGCUCAAUUUCUACUACUCGAAAACUCAGGCCGCCAAGGUAUUAGCAUGGGGAGGAGCUUGGAUCGCGACUACAUCGAUCCGCGUUUGGUGCAGCAGUGGAUCGCGGAUUGCGCAGAACACCAUGGAACCAAGUGCUCGGCGAAACUUCUCAAGAUGCAAAGCUCCCUGAAAUACCUCAUCGACUGUGUGGACAUGUGUCUAGUUCCAGCCCCAGAAGCCGCAAGUUAUGUUGCCCUCAGUUAUGUCUGGGGCCAAGUGCCCACGCUCAAGGCCAAGAGGGACAACCUGGAGAAGUUGCAAGAAAAAGGCAUUUUCAAUCGCCUGGAGGGGGAAAUUGCAGCCACCAUUCGUGAUGCCAUGAGACUGGUUCCAAUGCUGGGCGAACGCUACCUCUGGGUGGAUUCUCUCUGCAUUGUUCAAGACGACGAGGACUCCUUACGCCGACACAUCACCCAAAUGGCAUCGAUUUACGAGUAUGCAUCACUUGCAAUUAUUGCAGCAGACGGGAAAGACGCAUCAGCUGGCCUGCCAGGUUUGAGGAAUGUGUCAAAACCGAGGACGCUGCCUCCCAUCUUGAAAUUGACGGAGAAUCUGAGCAUCACUGCUCGGAUGGAGGAUCAACUCCGCAGAGGGCCCCUGACAACCCGGGGUUGGACAAUGCAAGAACAGAUAUUCUCGCGAAGAAAGCUCGUCUUCUUUAAGAACUCGGUGCGGUGGAUCUGCCGGUCGAAUACAUAUUACGAAGACAUCGACACACCGCACGAUCUUGAUUCGAAACUCGUACGAAUCGACGGCGGUGAAGCCCUCCACAGCUUAUCCCCGUUCGACCUCUCUCUCGAUGUUCCAGAUUUAUCGGUUUUCUGCAAUCUCAUAUAUCUCUACACCCAACGCAAGCUUACCUUUGACGAAGACGUGAUAUCAGCCUUUGCCAGCACAUUCUCGUCGAUGAGCGUCGCUUUUCCGCACGGCUUUGUAUACGGACUGCCUGCCGCGUUUUUCGAUGCAGCGCUGCUAUGGCGCUCCCGUGGAAAUCGCCUUGUGCAGCGAGUGUCAUCAAAUGCGGGUGUCCUGUGUCCCCCGAGUUGGACGUGGGCGGGUUGGCAAGGCUAUCUGGAAAUGCACGCUUUUACCUCGGCGUGUUAUAUGAAGAACGGGCCUUUUCAAUGGAGCACAUCGCAUUGGGAACCGUACCAGGCGAUUCCAAUGCUCACAUGGUACACACGAAAUUCAAAGGACGGGCCGCAGCUCCCUCUUCCGUUCCAGAAUAAAUGGUAUGACUACAAGCGUCGGUACAUGGGGAAAGAAGUCGACCUCCCAGAUGGGUGGGUGUUCAGAAGAGAAGACGCCGAGGCGGAGGCCAAGAGAAUUGCGGAGAUAUUGGAAACUCGAGGCCGCUAUCGCAGAUGGGUUGACGACCCAGAGUGUGAGGUUUCGUACCAGCAACUCCAGACGACCUACUACUAUGAACACCCAUCCUGCCCCAAUAUCAAAUUCUGGCAUCCAGUGCCUCUUGGCAUCGACUCUAAGCCAACAGACACCUCUAAACGACCCCCCUCGUACUGGAGAUAUCUCUGCACCCAGACACAACGGGCCAAAUUGUGGGGCUUCAAGCCUCGAUACAACACUACUCUUGACAGGGCACUCUCCUACCAAUAUCCCAACAUGUUCGUGGUACCCAUGUUUGGAAUCUCCCUUGGCGUCACGGCCGUGUUCAGAAAUGAAGAGGGGGACGAGGUUGGCGAGUUGAGUGUUGAUUCUAGAGAGGACCUUGAACAGAUCUAUGAGGUUGAGCAAAGUGGGGUUUUGUGUGACAUCGUGGCAGUCUCCCGCGGUCUGCACUAUCCGGAUCCUCAGCCUGUUGAGCGGGAAACUUGGUCGUUUUAUAAUGUCCUCUGGGUCGUGUGGGAAGACGGCAUUGCAUACCGCAAAGGGGUCGGUAGAGUCAAGAGGAGUGUAUGGGAAGGGCUUCAGAAGGAAGACAUCUCUCUUGUCUUGGGUUAAAUAUCCUUUAAAUCAAGUUGAAUGGCGAUGUUUCUUUAUUAUCUGUGCGUAUGUCGUAAAUGGCUGCAUCGUGUGAUUAGGCGAUCUUGAAUCGACCUCCAAGGGUCACGAAUUUCCUUGGUUAGGCUGAGUUUUUGGGCCGAGAGUUGGCGUAAAAUGGUUCCUAGCCCAGAUAGCGCGCUGGCUUUGAACGCACACGUUAGCCCGGACGACUUUGACGACUUUGACGACUUUGACGACUUUGACGACUUUGACGACUUUGACG
This is a messenger RNA of Ilyonectria robusta, 2671 nucleotides long. RefSeq names its product heterokaryon incompatibility protein-domain-containing protein. The transcript has a single exon. NCBI's taxonomy places the organism in Eukaryota, Fungi, Ascomycota, Sordariomycetes, Hypocreales, Nectriaceae. The coding region runs from base 67 to 2406 and encodes 779 amino acids. The record is from RefSeq and is a predicted model, not a curated record.